Molecule: messenger RNA, 751 nt
Organism: Hylaeus anthracinus
Lineage: Eukaryota; Metazoa; Arthropoda; Insecta; Hymenoptera; Colletidae
Product: reactive oxygen species modulator 1
Exons: 4
Coding region: 323-562 (79 amino acids)
Biological process (GO): protein import into mitochondrial matrix; protein insertion into mitochondrial inner membrane
Cellular component (GO): TIM23 mitochondrial import inner membrane translocase complex
Source: RefSeq, a predicted model, not a curated record
AAAGAAUUGUGGAUAAAUCUUGCGUAACAGUUUAAAGUUAGCGAUUUGUAGUUUGAAUUGCCCGCCGUUGAGAAAGAUGUCACAGGGAACGGAAGCACUGGUCUUUUUCGUAUAAAAGGAACUUAAUAUGGCGCCUUUUUCUGCAUGAUUCUGUUGGUGCAAUGUGUUGAACGAUUUUCGUGCAAAGGAUUUAUGAAUCGUAAUAUAAAGAAAGUACAACGAGACGGGAGAUACGAUAUAAAAGUUUAGAACGACGGGUGUUUAGACUACACGAAGAAGUAAUAACAUAUAUUGUUAUCCAAAAGUAUAUUCGUAGAUUAAAAUGCCAGUCGUACCAGGAGGAAUGUAUCAACAGGGUCCCUCGUGUUGGGACAGGAUGAAAAUGGGUUUUAUGAUUGGUUUCUGUGUUGGUAUGGCAUCCGGUGCCCUAUUUGGAGGAUUUUCUGCGCUUAGAUACGGAUUAAGAGGGAGGGAACUGAUCAACAAUGUUGGGAAAGUGAUGCUUCAAGGUGGUGGAACUUUUGGUACAUUCAUGGCCAUUGGAACUGGGAUACGAUGCUAGUACUUGAAAACUGUUAUGUUCAAACUUUAGGACACAAAGGAUUGUAAUGAUUUCUUUUUCCUGGAAUGUUCAGCCCAAAACUUAAGUGACGAAUCUUGUGGGUCAUAUUGAAUUGAGUUGAUCUGUAUGGCUGAACGUCGUGCACUGUGUACAAUAUUAAAAGUAUUAUAAUGCUACUAGAUAGUAUGC